Porites evermanni is the source of this 628-nucleotide messenger RNA. The record is from the annotation of a GenBank genome assembly. Lineage: Eukaryota; Metazoa; Cnidaria; Anthozoa; Scleractinia; Poritidae.
AAUAAUGCGAAUCUCAGGAGAGAAUUAGCGGCAUUUAAGAAGCAAAACGUUCUCCUCAUGCAAGAAGUUGAAUUCCUCAAAGAACAGGUGGGUAAAUAAAAAUUUUAUACUUGUUUUUAAUUCUUUUUUCGAAAGAUUUUCUUCCGGAGAAUUUCCCAGUUUAACAAUAGGGAGCUUCAGCAACGACGACGGCAACGGCAGCAAGAACGGCAAAAAAGCAAUGGACCACGCUGUUUAGAUUGGCAAAACAACAACUUUGCACGCUUAUCACCCUUUUCUUUGUACAUUUUUUUGCCGUCGUUGCACGACUACAACGUCAAAGUGCCUAAAUCCUCGUUUUCUCGAGGACAGUAACACAAGACAACAAUUUUUUUUUCUUUUCCUGAACUUUGAUACAGUCCUUUAGAAUUCAACUCCAAAGACUUUUGUCAUCAUUUGACGAGAUGGAAUAAGCGCGAUAAAGUUUGAAGCAGCGCCAAGAAAUGGUUGAUUACGGUUUUUGAAUUAUUGAUUGAAAUUGUUCUUUAUCUUUCAGAAUUACCAUCUGCGAUACUAUGGAGGAGUAGCUGGAAAAUUCCGAAGAAUGAAACGCUUUAUCGUAAAUACUUUUCAACGAUUUUCAUCAUAA